Setaria italica (foxtail millet) is the source of this 2293-nucleotide messenger RNA. RefSeq names its product transmembrane protein 45A. Lineage: Eukaryota; Viridiplantae; Streptophyta; Magnoliopsida; Poales; Poaceae. The transcript is spliced from 3 exons. The record is from RefSeq and is a predicted model, not a curated record. Bases 1103 to 1987 code for a protein of 294 amino acids.
GAGCACGAGGCGCGCAUGCAGAAGCGCACGGGCGGGACGCGGGAGCAGGUCGUUCUACCGCGAGCAUCAUUCACUGCUCGUCCACCGCACCGCCACGCGCCCGGACUAGACGAAGCGAGUCCCUGACCCCGACGCGGCGCUGCCGCCUGCCGCGCUGCCGCUGUGCACCGGCCGGUUCCCUCCCUUUCCCUUGGGCGCCGUGGCUUGGAGGCAGAGCAGGCGACAAACCAAGUGGGCAGGGGGGGAUCCCGGAGCAGAGCAGGGACGGGCAGGGCAGGGCAGGUCAGAGCAGGCGGCGCCAGCAGCAUCCAUCGACCCCGCCGCGCACCAACCCCAACGCCUCCUCCUCCCUCGUCCGGCCCUCUGCCCCGCUGUACUUGCUCUUGUACACGUGCGCGCCUAGCUCCAGCUCCAGCUCCAGCUGCUCCGCUCCACCCCCAUGCUCGCUGCCUCUACAGCUUGUGGGGCAAAUCCGAAUCGUUCCGACGGACGGAGAGAAAAAGGGGGAGGUGCCAGGUAGCGGGCCGCCAUCAUCGCCCCGGAAAGGCGACCGAGCGCGGAGGAGGAGGAGCCAACCAGAGAUCUCCGAUCCUCCGUCGUCAACGACCCAUCCGUCCGCCGUCGUCAUCACUCCGCUCCAUCGCACACCUCGGAGCAUCGCAUCGCAUCGCAUCACUCGCUCACUCCCCUGCACCGCGCAUCCCAGAGCCUCUCGCUCCCGCUCGCCGGAUCCCUCCCGGCGGCGGCGCCUCCGCCGCUCCGUUCCAUCCGCCGCAACGCAAGCGCACGCUCUGCCCAGCGAUCGCAGGCACCGCCGGCCGCCGAGCCGUGAUCCUCAUCCCUUCCCUGAUUUAAUUUCAUUUCAUUUCCUCCAGGCGGCGGCGCUCCCUCCCGAGGCGGCAAAGUCAACCCCUGCAUCCCACGAUCCGCUCUGCUCGGGCGCAGAGCCAGCCAAGGCGAACUACCCCGCCCGCCCGUUCGCCGGCCAAGGCGCCCAGGUCAACGCCCCGAAGCGGCGGCGGCCGGCCAUCCAUCUCAUCGACCCCGCGCGGCGGGCCGGAGACCGACCUGAGCGCCGCCCGCCCCUCCGGCGAAAAAAAAAAUGGGGUCGUUCAAGGGCCACGUGCUGCCGGGCACGCUCUUCCUCCUCGUCGGCCUGUGGCGCGUCUGGUCCUCGGUGGCGCGGUUCGCCGCCGAGCCGUCCUCCUUCCGCGUCCGGGCCUGGAACCCCGUCUCCGUCGCGUCACCAUCGUCGCCGCUGCGGCUGCUGGAGCUCUACGUGAUCGCGGGCGGCGCGCUGGCGGACAUGUGCGUCGAGGUGCUCUACUCCACGCACCUCCACAUCUUCUCCGGCGGGGAGAUCAACCCGGCGCACCUCAACGACCUCGAGCACGGCGGGAUGCUCCUCAUGUUCUUCCUCUUCGGGGCGCUCGCGCUCGCGUCCCAGCUCAAGCCCAGGUACAUGCCGUUGACCGAUGGCGUGCUCUGCCUGUUGGCUGCGACAGCGUUCACAGCAGAGUUCGUGCUCUUCUACUUCCACUCCACCACCCACAUGGGCCUGGAGGGCUACUACCACUACCUCCUCGUCGUCCUCGUCGGCCUCUGCAUCGUCGCCACCGUCCUCGGCGCGCUCCUGCCGGAGAGCUUCCCCGUCGACCUCGCCUCCGGCAUCCUCAUCGCCCUGCAGGGUCUCUGGUUCUACCAGACGGCGUUCACGCUGUACGGUCCCAUGCUCCCCAAGGGCUGUGCCCGUGAUGCCGACGGCCACAUCGAGUGCCAUUUACACGCCGCGCAGGAACGCUCCGAGCAGCUGGCGAACUUCCAGCUGUUCGGGCUCGUGUUGUUGGCCUUCCUGUACGUGCUUGUGUGCUACGCCGUCGCCGCGGCGAGGUACGGGCACCCGGACUUGACGGCGAUGCACGACAAGCACGUCGCGGCGAUGGAGGGUGACGCCGGCACGGGCUCCCGGGAGGAGUGCGCGAUCUAGUGGCCAUUGCUGCUUCUCUGCUUCUUGGAUUUGGUAUAGGAGUACUUGAAGAAAUGGCUGGGCCAUUGAGAGUUUUCAGACUUGAGCUCGGCAUACGGGUAGGGAGUGUACAUUUUGGGAUUAAUUAAAGAGAAAUUACCAGAGCCUUUUUCUCCUGAAAUUUACAAAAAGGUUUCAUGAGUUGCUUAACUUGAUUUGUAACAGUCACUGAUUUUUGUAUGCUUGUUACAUGAGGAGUAGAAUAAGAGAAGGAAAGUUCUUGUUGAUUGGAAAAUAGUUCUUCAUAGAAAAUUGUGUUGUACAACA